GGGAGACUCCGCGUCUGAAGUGCAUAUGAUUGCACCAGAACAGGCCACUGGACGCUGUGAAGACGAAAACGGGACUUGGCACUAUGUAGUGCCAGAGAGUACCAGGCAGUCGGCAGUGUCUUGCGGAAGCUGGUUAAGUCGGGACAUGCUUGUCAAGAGUGUGGCUUCUAUCAACGACGCAUGCGGCAUCAAUCCGGAUCUUCAAGUCCCCACAACGACUGGCAUUUUUCUUGACUUUCCAGAAGAUUUCUUUUCGCCUGAAGCGAGACGGACUAAUCAACAUGGCUUGGAAGUGCUUGAAGUGGUCGUAGGCGAGGGAGAGCCAGCGUCCUUGGGGGAUCACACGGCGGAAAAAAUAAAUCAAGGAGACAUGGAAUGUGCGGAGAAAUUUGACUCAUCAUGUAGCGCGGUAACAUCCAUGAGUAGUCCAGGAAGUACCAUAGCGCCAAGUCCGACAGAGAUUUUGUCUUCUUCGUCCGAGUCUCCAGCACCGUCACCAAAAAAUCCCGACUCAAACGACGCGGAUGUUGGUGGCAACGAUAUUGAAAUUACUAUCUCAGGCUUAACGUCGUCAAUUGGUAAUAUUAGUACUAGCUGUAGUUCCUCGUGCUCGUCCUCGAAUGUAGCGAGACCUCCACGAGAAGGACGCAUGCGAAGAGGCAGUCUUGACGUUGCUCCUCCUGGCGAUGUGAACGUAACCUUCGUAAACAACUUGCUUCUUAGCGAAGAAGACAGCGAUGCGUCGCAGAUCUACCGCUGGCAUGACUUGCUUGAGGUUGCUGAAAACUAUAACGGGACGAGUGGGACGCGGUGCUGGACGCGCGGUUUUUAUAACCAAAAUG
Molecule: messenger RNA, 842 nt
Organism: Amoebophrya sp. A25
Lineage: Eukaryota; Dinophyceae; Syndiniales; Amoebophryaceae
Source: the annotation of a GenBank genome assembly